GGUAAGCCUGAUAUAUAAUACGCAGUGUGUACGUUCCAUAAAUCAUUCUGUAGCGAGCUGACCGAGUUGAUUCUAUAGUUGUACGUAUACACAUAUAAACUCAACAAUAUAUCGCGCAACUAUAAGUAUCACUUAGAAAGAAAUGAAUAUUAGCAUCGUGGACAAACGAAGGAAGUGCACUUAAUUUUUGUCAAGGAUAUGGAUUCUAAAAGCAAUACACAUAGCAUUAGUAAUGAUUCUGAAGGGAAUCUUUCCGACAUAGAUGACGCUGAGAGCAAUCAAUCCGAUAACAUGCAAUCAAGUUCUUCGAAAACUGAAGAUGUAAAUAGUCCUGGUAGUAAAUGUGAAAAUAUUACUACCAUAAAGGAUGUAAGCCCUGCAGCGGGACAGAGUAAUAAUGUUGUGCGUAAAACUAUGCAAAGUGAACCCAUGAAACUUCCUCUACAAGAUAAUUACCAAGGAAUUGACGCUCAUACCGAUGAAUGUGAUAAAAAUAUGUUAGAGGAAGUAUCGCUCACUACUUUUAAUGCAGUUGAUGCGUCAGAACCAUCUACUUCACGGGACGAUAGCCCAUCUUCUUACCAUACUAAAGAGCCAAAUGCGUUACAUGCAGAUCAAAACAAAGUUAAGAGAAGUACAUCAAUGGAAAAUUUAGGUGAUAAUUCGGAUGAAGAUGCAAGUAAACGGCAGAAGUUAAAUGAUAGCGCGAACAGUGAGGAAAAUGCGAUUGAUGACACGUUAGUAACGUUUCAAAAAACCAACUUGAAAGUGAGGUUGCGGAAUUAUCGCAAGAAGAGAAAUGUAGCCAGCGAUAACGGAGAUAGUUCUAGAGCUACCGUGCAUAAUGAAACAGUCAGAGAGGCUUCUAUUCUCGAUGGAGACGAAGAUUUAUUAUCAAGGAAUGUUGCAUCUGCCAAUACUAACAACGAAUCAAAUAGAACUUCGGAAAGUCGCGAAGGAGGCUCGGAAACAACUAGUGACGGGACUGAUCGAUACGAAAAUGAAAGAGGUAAUUCGAAUGAUUGGACAACAACUAGCGAGGAUGAAAUAGAUGAAGUCGAAGUGCUUCGUAGUCUCAAAAACGAAAAACCGCCACCCAACUUUAAUCUAGUAUCGGAAAUUAUAAGCCGCCAAAUAGGUAGCAAUCCGUUGUUUCACGAAAAGUUUUAUGGCUCUUUACACGUUGUAGAGCGGCUUAAACUGCUGCAUCAGCUUAAAGAACAUCAGGGUUGUGUAAAUGCCUUGAAUUUUAAUCAAAAGGGGAACUUAUUGGCGAGUGGCUCCGAUGAUUUAGCAGUAGUUAUCUGGGAUUGGGCUAGAGGGAAGAAGCGCCAUUGGUUCGAAAGCGGUCACAGUAGUAAUAUGUUUCAGGCGAAGUGGUUGCCGUUCGACAUGGAAUAUCUCAUGGCCACUUGCGGCAGAGACGGUCAGGUACGUCUGUUAGAUCUUAGACACGAAACGUCGAGAAAAUUGGCGACACAUCAUGGACCGUCGCAUAAAUUAGCUGUUCACAAUGACACGCCUCAUGUAAUCAUCUCGGUGGGGGAAGACGCGAAGGUAUUAUCGAUAGAUAUUCGAGAGCGUAAGCCAAACAAGUUGUUGGUGGUAAAAGAUGAAACCUCAGAGGUGCACACUGUGCAACUGUACAGUGUACAUUCUAAUCCUUUUAGUAGUAACGAAUUUUGCGUCGGUGGCCGUUCUCAUUACGUCAGGGUGUACGAUCAACGAAAAGUUUCGACGCCUCUUUAUAAAUUGUGUCCCGAUCACCUGACGGAGAAUAAGUACGCGCAUGUCACAUGCGCUGUAUAUAAUUACAACGGAACCGAAAUCCUCGCAUCAUACAACGAUGAAGAUAUAUAUCUGUUUGACAAGUUGAUGUCGCCAUGCGUGGAUUACGCGCACAGAUAUCGAGGUCACCGAAAUAAUGCAACUGUGAAAGGCGUCAACUUCUUCGGGCCUAAAAGCGAAUACGUUAUAUCUGGCUCCGAUUGUGGCAACAUAUUUAUUUGGGAUAAAAAUACAGAGGCUGUUGUGCAAUGGAUGAAAGGCGACGAGCAAGGAGUUGUAAAUUGCUUAGAAGGUCAUCCGCAUAUUCCUGUUCUUGCAACAAGUGGAUUGGAUCAUGAUGUCAAGAUAUGGAUUCCCUGCGACGACGGACCUCCGAAGAUGGGAGACUUUGCUAAGUGCAUUCGAAAGAACGCGAGAAAUAGGAAGCGCGAAAACGAACCAGACGCAUUCGACGGCCAAAUGCUUUGGAUCUUACUUAGGCACAUCCGCCAGUCAGAACCAACGCGGCGUCGCUUUGGACGUCAUCCCCCGGCUGAAGACAGCGAUGAUGAGGAUGAUUACGUAUCCGAUGGCUCUUCGAACGAUAAUUCGUGGGAAAGCUAUUCUGAAGGCGACGAUAUCGGAAGAUUACAGUGCCCUCCGUCUUAAAAAGCUGUUGUGCAUAAUUAUAUAUAAUUUGUUGCAAUGGAGAAAUUGCGUAGCAUCUGAAAAAUUAAUUUUGUCGUUUUGCAAUUUUAAGGAAUAUAAUUUGCGGAGUGUAUAGGAAGAACAAUUAUGCAGGAUUUUGUCGCAAAUCUUGCACACAAUAUCAUUAGUCUUUUUUAUCAGCUCGAGAUAAUUAGUACAUAUACUUAACUAACUAUAUAUAUACUUAAGCGGUUUACGGUUGCAUUGUAAUUUUUGAAUAUACGUUGAACAGAUAUAUAAAGACUGCUAUAUUGAUAGACUGUAUGAUAUUUAGAUAAGAAGAAAAAAAAAAGAGCAUCGUAUUUUAUAAUAGUCGUGCAAAAGAUUGUAAAACGCGCUUUCUUUUCUUUAUUUAUAUUUAAAAAUACCGUGGUUACAAUUAACACUUGUCUCAUACAAGUAGGAUUGUUUCUUUUUUAAUUUAGUUGAUAUAUUGAUGUACGUUUAGUCGAUAAUAUUAAUUAUACUUCUAAGGGUAUGAUUAAUCGUAAUGUGAUAGAAAGAUACGUUGUUACGUUGUUCUAAUGAUUUAUAGUUGUAUCUCAAUAUAUAAUAUAUUUAAAAGUUU
Molecule: messenger RNA, 3043 nt
Organism: Dinoponera quadriceps
Lineage: Eukaryota; Metazoa; Arthropoda; Insecta; Hymenoptera; Formicidae
Product: DDB1- and CUL4-associated factor 8-like
Exons: 12
Coding region: 199-2436 (745 amino acids)
Cellular component (GO): Cul4-RING E3 ubiquitin ligase complex; cytoplasm
Molecular function (GO): protein binding
Source: RefSeq, a predicted model, not a curated record